Molecule: messenger RNA, 5883 nt
Organism: Rhincodon typus (whale shark)
Lineage: Eukaryota; Metazoa; Chordata; Chondrichthyes; Orectolobiformes; Rhincodontidae
Gene: ace
Product: angiotensin I converting enzyme (peptidyl-dipeptidase A) 1
Exons: 25
Coding region: 215-4138 (1307 amino acids)
Biological process (GO): proteolysis
Cellular component (GO): plasma membrane
Molecular function (GO): peptidyl-dipeptidase activity; metallopeptidase activity
Source: RefSeq, a predicted model, not a curated record
UGAUGGCUCUGGGAGGUGCCUUUAACACAGAGUGCAGUAAAACAAGGAAACAACUAAAGAGAGGUUUUAUUAUUCUGAACAGUCCUGUCAUCAGAGAGUGCUAUAAGGUUAUGUGUUAUCAGCAGAUCAGAGCUGGGAAGACUGUGCUGGACACGAUUAUAUUUAAAGAGGCUGGUGCUGGAGAACACACUGAGAAAGGGGCAGGCGCUACAACAUGCAAACCGCUGUGCCCUGUCUCCUCAGCCUGGUCCUUUCCUUCGGGGGGUCUUGUGCCCUGGAUCCUUCAUACAGACCCAACAACUACAGCAUUAAUGAAGUGGGGGCAGCAGCAUUUGUGAGUGAUUACAACAAAACAGCAGAAAUCAUCUUAUUUAAGAGUGUUUCAGCGAGCUGGGAUUACAACACCAACCUGACCGCGUACAACCAGGAGAAACAGAUCAAUGCCUCCUUGGAAGAACAGGAAUUUGUGGAAGCUUGGGCCGAGAAAGCAAAAGAAUUUUACAACAUCAAGGACAAGUUCAAUGAUGCAAGCUUGACGAAGAUCAUCAAUAAAAUUGGUGUCCUGGGCCCUGCAAAUCUCCCACCUAAUGAAAGGAAAAAGUACAACACCAUCCUGAGUGAAAUGGACAACAUUUAUUCCACUGCUAAGGUGUGUCCACCAAAUCAACAGACCUACUGCUGGUCUCUCGAACCUGAUCUUGUGGAUCUAUUGGCAGCAUCUCGGAGUUACAAAAAGCUGCUGUAUGCCUGGGAAGGUUGGCACAAUUCCGCAGGAAAUCCACUAAGAGACAAAUACACAGAAUUUGUGAGAAUGAGUAACAAAGCUUCUCAAAUGGAUGGGUUUAAUGACACAGGAGCAUACUGGAGAUCAUGGUAUGAGUCACCAACAUUUGCAGAUGAUCUUGAGAAGAUCUAUGACCAGCUCAAACCACUGUACAAUAACCUUCAUGCCUUUGUGAGGAGAAAGUUAUAUCAGAUAUACGGACCCAAAUACAUCAAUCUGAAAGGACCGAUACCUGCACAUCUAUUGGGUAACAUGUGGGCCCAGCAAUGGAACAACAUCUAUGACCUGGUGAUCCCAUUCCCAGGUAAAGGCAACAUAGAUGUCACUGAUGUAAUGGUUAAGAAGAACUGGAAUGCCACUCACAUGUUCCAAGUCUCGGAGGAUUUCUUCACUUCCCUUGGACUCAUCAAGAUGCCACAGGAAUUCUGGGAUUAUUCAAUGCUCAAGAAACCCAGUGAUGGGAGGGAAGUUGUCUGCCAUGCUUCUGCAUGGGACUUCUACAACCAGAAAGAUUUCAGAAUCAAACAGUGCACGACCGUCACUAUGGAGCAGCUCUUCACUGUACAUCAUGAAAUGGGCCAUGUGGAAUACUACCUUCAGUACAAGGACCAACCAGUCAGCUUCAGGGAAGGGGCCAACCCAGGCUUUCACGAAGCAAUUGGAGAUGUAAUGGCGCUUUCAGUAUCCACACCCAAACACUUGAAAGAAAUUGGACUGCUGGAAAAUGUUGUGGAUGACCAAGAAGCCGACAUUAAUUACCUCCUGAAAAUGGCCUUGGAAAAAAUCGCCUUCCUCCCAUUCGGGUAUCUGAUUGACCAGUGGCGCUGGGGAGUGUUCAGUGGGCGGAUUACACCAGAAAAUUAUAACUUUGAAUGGUGGUACCUGAGGACAAAGUACCAAGGGAUCUGCCCACCAGUUCCAAGAAAUGAGAAUAACUUUGACCCUGGUGCCAAGUACCACAUCCCCGCAAACACACCUUACAUCAGGUACUUUGUGAGUUUUAUCCUGCAGUUUCAGUUCCACAAAGCUCUGUGCAAUGCUUCAGGACACACAGGACCUCUGCAUAAAUGUGACAUCUACAAGUCUGUUGAAGCUGGCAACGUUCUCAGUAAAGCACUGAGUGCUGGUUCCUCUAAACCUUGGCAGGACAUCCUUCAAGAGCUGACAGGCAGCGGCAAGAUGAAUGCAAGUGCCUUGCUUGAGUAUUUUAAACCCGUCACUGACUGGCUUCAGAAAAAGAACAAUGAAAACAAGGAAGAACUGGGUUGGUCUGAUUUUACCUGGACCCCUCCAAUCCCUGACGGAUACCCAAAUGGCAUUGACAAAAUCACCGAUGAAAAGAAAGCGCAGGAGUUUGUCGACAAUUACAACACAGUCACAGAGAAAGUGUGGUAUGACUACACAGAGGCCUCCUGGGCAUACAAUACCAACAUCACCGAACAAAACAACAAGGUCAUGCUGGAAAAAAGCCUCGAGAUGUCCAACCACUCACUGGUGUAUGGUGUCCAAGCUCGACAAUUCGACUCUACAGACUUCCAAAGCCCAGAAAUCAAACGUAUCCUGAAGAAACUAAGUGAUAUUGAACGUGCAGCUCUUCCUGAGGAGGAGGUGAAGGAGUACAACAACGUCUUGUCUGAAAUGGAAACUACCUACAGUGUUGCAAAAGUAUGUCGCACAAAUGGGACUUGUCACCCUUUGGAUCCUGAUCUAACAGAGAUCAUGGCAACUUCAAACGACUACAACGAGCUGCUGUUUGCUUGGAAAGGAUGGAGAGAUGCCUCAGGAAAGAAAAUGAGGACCAACUUCAAGAGAUAUGUGGAGUUAAGCAACAAAGCAGCAAGACUGAAUGGUCACGCUGAUACAGGAGCUUUCUGGAGAUCCCUUUAUGAUUCCAAAACUUUUGAAGCAGAUUUGGAGAAUAUUUACAACGAGCUGAAGCCCUUGUACCUGAACCUGCAUGCAUAUGUCAGGAGAGCAUUGCACAAGAAAUAUGGAAACACAUACAUCAACCUGAAGGGUCCAAUCCCAGCCCAUCUCUUGGGGAAUAUGUGGGCCCAAUCAUGGAACAAUGUCUACAAACUGUUGAUACCUUACCCCAAUGCCAGCCACGUUGAUGCAACACCUCAAAUGAUUGCCCAGCAUUGGAAUCCCAUUCGAAUGUUUCAAGCAUCAGACCAAUUCUUCAUAUCACUCGGCCUCAUUCCAAUGCCAGAGGAAUUCUGGAACAAGUCAAUGCUCGAAAAGCCGAAUGAUAGGGAGGUUGUUUGCCAUGCAUCUGCCUGGGACUUCUUCAAUAAGAAAGAUUUCAGGAUUAAACAGUGCACAGUGGUGAACAUGGAAGACCUGAUAACAGUGCACCAUGAAAUGGGCCACGUUCAGUAUUUCCUUCAAUACAAAGACCAGCACAUCUCAUUCCGAGACGGCGCUAACCCUGGGUUUCAUGAGGCCAUUGGUGAUGUGAUGGCUCUGUCGGUAUCUACGCCCAAACAUCUCCACAGCAUCGGGCUCCUUGACAAGGUGGAAGACAACCCAGCGAGUGAUAUUAACUACCUGAUGAGCAUCGCGUUGGACAAGAUUGCUUUCCUUCCAUUUGGCUACCUCAUGGACCAAUGGCGAUGGAGGGUGUUCGAUGGGCGGAUCCCAGAAGAUAUUUACAACCAGGAAUGGUGGAAUCUCAGGUUAAAAUAUCAGGGCGUGUGUCCUCCUGUUGCUCGAUCAGAGGAAGAUUUUGAUCCCGGUGCAAAAUUCCACAUUCCUUCAAGUGUUCCUUACGUCAGGUACUUUGUGAGCUUCAUCAUCCAGUUCCAGUUUCAUGAGAGCCUUUGCAAAGCUGCUGGUCAAACAGGACCUCUGCACAAAUGUGAUAUCUACAAGUCAAAAGCUGCAGGAACACAAAUUGGGAAUGCCAUGAAACUGGGGAGCAGCAAACCAUGGCCUGAAGCCAUGAAGAUGAUUACAGGGAACACCACGAUGUCAGCUGCUUCUCUACUGAAAUACUUCCAGCCACUAACAGAAUGGCUCAUUGCAGAAAAUAAGAAACAAGGCGAAACCCUGGGGUGGCCUGAUUAUGACUGGACACCAGCUCAUCCUUCCAUGAAACCUCCAGCUCGUCCCUCCGUGGAACCUUCAGCUCCAACGACUCCAGUUUCCACUGUUGAGGGAAAUCCAAAGCCUGUUCCAAAGAGCAAAGUGGAUUUUCUGGGGUUAAGUUUAGAUCCACAGCAGGCUAAGGCAGGCCAGUGGAUCCUGCUUGUAUUGGCCCUUAUCCUAGCUAUCACAGUCAUUGCCCUUGCAGCAAAAAUAAUUUUAAGAAAGAAACAGCACAAAUCAACAUCUGAACUUGAACUGCAAUGAAAACAAAUCUCAUCAAGUCAGAACUCUUUCACUAUGCAAAAACAAAACAAUAAUUCAACACUCAAUUUGUAUUUGUAUAUCUGCUGUAAGAAUGUUCAAUUAAUCUCUUGGGUUGGAUAGUCUUCAUACUUCGAACACUUCAGCAACAACUAGACAUUUGAUGCAGGGAUGUGAAAUAAUAUAUUAAAGGGUUCUCUUGUGUAAUUUGCUGUAACUUUUGAAUGUGAAAAUAAUGUAAAUUCAAUCAGUAUCAGGUUAUAUUGUUGAGUUAUGACAGUAAACUACUGUUCCAUAGUAUCAUUGUUUUCUGGAUGUUGUUGCAAUCUUGAGCCUGGCUGCUCUAAAAAAUGCAACCAUAUCUAACUGCAGUAAAAAUGCGACCAUAUCUCACUGCAGUGGAAUGCGACCAUAUCUGAAUGCAAUGGAAAUGUGACCAUAUCUGACUUGCAGUAAAAAUACAACCAUUUCUGACUGCAGUAAAAAUGUGACCAUAUCUAACUGCAGUGGAAAUGCGAUCAUAUCUAACUGCAGCAGAAAUGCAGCACCAUCUCACUACACCAAGUUAAUACUUAAGGAAUUACAGAGCUGAUAUAUUAGAAAGAGGGGUAUGUUACCCAGGUCAAGGUUUUAUCUUUCCCCCUUCUUACUCAAUACCAGAAUUCUCUUGAGGCCCCUCCUAACCCUUUAGGCAUUAGUUGUGCCUUUGUAACCCAGCAUGUUUGUUGCACCAAGCAGCACACUCAACCAUGAGUGACCUGAAGCAGCUGAUGUCUGGAGGGUUCCUAUAAUCUAUCAGUCCUGACAUGACAUUGACCAUAAACUGACCUGUAAAGUUUUGAAUGGAACAUCAGGAUCUUUCAAACAAUCAAAAGGAAAAAAUCACCAAUUGCAGGAUCCCAGUGCAAGAUGUGAUUGGACUUGGGGGGUUUCCAUGAUUUGUUGACAUUCUCAUUGUACCUCAAUAGAUCACUUCAGUUGUUGAUUAUUUUAAAACGGGUAACACAGGUAGCAUAGCAUCCAGCCUUGGUAAAGCCUCACAAAUUCCUAAAGUCCUUCCCCCCACAACCCCCCACCACCCCUUAGUUAAAGGGUUGGUAAGAGUCAUUUACUUGAUCCCAUGAUGCCUCGUGAAUUUCUCCAAUGACAAUUUAAGCAGCACAGGAAAUGAAGGGUCCAGGUUCAAUCUGCAAUGGGCAAACUAGGUCAUCUCAGCUAGAGUGGCACCUGGAGUUUCGUAAUCAAUUGUACCUCUGGGCUAGGGAGCUGAGGUUUAGUCAGUGAUUACCUUACAGUGGAAAUGAGCUCCUGCCAAAGUGGAGUGGACAGAAGGUAAAGCUCAACAGUGAAACACCACGUAGUCAAAUUGCAAGUCAUCUCCUGCUGUCAAGGCUUGGACAAGGUACCCUGGAGGGCAACCAUUGCUCACUGAGAAACAAACCCUAGCCAGGAGUCAAUACCUUUAGAGACGAAGGGAGAGAAUUGGUGAAAAAAAUUCUCUCGAGAAUAUGCAAUAUCAUGAAAACGAAAUCUAGAGGCAACCUCUAAAUAUAAUGCUGCUGUGUUCUAGAAAGAUCUAGCUCAUAACAUCACAUUGUUUCUCUAAUGUAAAUAUAUACAUUCGUUGCAUGAUUUUUGUGUGGUGAUUCACAUAGGAAGUGUUCAGAAAAAGUAAACCAAGAGUAUGUGACUGAGGAAAUUGGUGUACUAAACGGCAUGCAUAAUAUACUUGAGCUGUUUUAAACAAA